UCACUGUUUAAUAAACAGGAUACACUUGAUGUUCCUAAAUGUACACCAGGAUCCGUGUUUAUAGCAUCAAUGACAAGUCUUACGUGUUUAUAUUGUAAACAUCGUCAAAUUUUUUGAAAGAAAUUGCAUGGACUCAUGAAUAGAAAUUUAAAGUAGAAGCACGUCGUUGGACCAUUUCAAGAUUACGGAUGUCUUCUUGUAUGUGGGGGUCCCAGACAAGCGCUGCAUACUCCAUUUGAGGUCUGACUAGUAAUGAUUUGUGUGCACUCUCGUUUAUGGAAGUUGAGCUGAUGUUAAAGUUUCGGCGGAGAAAUCCCAAGGUCUUGUUACCGUUUCAGCGGAUGUUACUACUGUGGUCCCUCCAUUUCAAGACUGAUGUUAUGAGACAGCUCACUUGAGAUGUACUAAAUCCACCUGAAUGGCUCUCCAGAAAACUGUAUUGCUGAGCUCCGUUCUCCUCUCAGUGUGUUGGGGUGCCCUACAGGGCCAGAGGAACGUUCCUCAGUACCAUGACCUGAUAAAUCAAGGUCAUGUCAAGCUAACUCAGGGGGAGUCGGAACCGAAUUUUAUCUACAGAUUCAAUGGUACCACUAUGCUACAGAAAAUGCUAUCAUUGGACUCAAUGUAUAACCAGGCUUUGCUCCUAAAGAAGGAAUUUAUGACUGAUAUUGGGUCUCGAAUUAAAAUGUCGGCGGAUUGUGUUGUUGGACUUCAGCUAUUACUUGAUGGUUUGAAGGAAAGAAAUCUCUGGUCUCUUAAAAUGCUUGAUGCCAUAGGAAAAGUUCCUAGUGGUAUAUUUGACGGUGCUAUCAUGUGGCCCGGUCAGUAUGAUGAGUGUAACGCAAUAAGUCAGGCAUUCACAGAUAGAAUCACUAAUUACAAGACGAUCGUGGUUCGAGGGAAAUAUUUUGUUGCAGGAUUGAGGAAUCCUUUGGGCUAUAACACCACUGAUCUUAAGAUGGGGGUGUGCCUGCCUGAUGCAUGUACUGCGACUGAUGUUAAAGAAGUGAUGGAAUUAGCAUUUUUGGAACUGUACCAAUAUACAAACAAAACAAUCAAGCUUUCUCUGAAAUAUGUAUAUCAUCAAGAAGUAGAGUACAAGAGCACUCCAGAGUUUAUUGCUGCCAGUGUGAUCUGUUCCAUCAUUGGCUUUCUGUUGUUGCUGGGCACUCUUUACGACAUGUUUAUAAAUCAAGAUGUCGACUCCUCGGAAAUCGGAGAUGUGAGGGUUGAUAAACAGGACAGCGACAAACAGUCUGUUAAUUCGGACACCACACAUCUGAUGUCGGACGGAACUGGCGUAUCUGUCCUGUCAUUCAGAAACAAGGUCUUACACAACAGUAAACUACGGAAGUUUCUACUGAAUUUUUCAAUCAGCACUAAUGGCAGUAAGGUUCUCAACACUGAUGCCCUCCCUCAUACCGCGGUGCCCGCUCUCAAUGGGAUGAAGGUCCUGAGUAUGGGCUGGAUCAUUCUGGGUCACUCCUAUUACUUCACACGGGGCAUGGCAAGGAAUAUUGUACCAGUAACUCUGAAUUGGUCACAAAGAUGGACCUUCCAGAUCGUGAACAAUACAAAUUAUGCCGUUGAUUCAUUCUUUCUGCUCAGCGGUUUUUUGGUGAGUUAUUUGACCCUCAAGGAGUUACAGAAAAGAGACGGAAAGCUGAACUGGUUACUAUUCUACUUCCAUAGGUUCUGGAGGUUGACCCCUGCCAUGAUGCUGUUUAUCCUGGUGUACACGGCCUACUUCCAGUACUGGGGCUCGGGACCUCUCUGGCCCCUGACGUCCCCUGACUACCAGAACUGUAAGGAGUACUGGUGGAGGAAUCUUCUGUAUAUCCAGAACUUCUUCCCGUUCAGUGAAGAGUGCAUGGUUUGGGGUUGGUACCUUGCAGUUGACAUGCAGUUUUUUGUACUUUCACCAUUUAUAAUAUACCCCCUGUACAGGAAAUCUUUGAUAGGACACAUUAUCAUACUGGCUCUUAUGGUGGGGCAGAUGAUCUACAGAGGAAUAAUAUCAGUACAGCUGGAUAUGACCUUGAACGCAGCACCUGACCAGGAAGAAUUGUUUGACAAGAUGUACCAGAGGCCGUAUGCCAAAAUAGCCCCCUACCUUAUUGGCGUACUAACAGGGUACUUCAUGUGGAAAUCAGAAAGACGGGUCAAUCUGCCAAAAGUGAUCAUAGUGUUGGGAUAGAUUAUUUCCCUUGUUUGUGUGUCUUCUUUGGUGUUUGGGACCACUGAACAGUACAGGGGCCAUAAAUCCUCCACAGCAGUUACUGCCCUUUACAACUCUUUGUCCAAAACAACAUGGAGCUUGGGCUUAGCAUGGAUUAUUUUUGCAUGUAGCUUAGGAUAUGGAGGUUUUAUUAACACGUUCCUGUCGGCCCGUCUGUGGUCCCCCCUCAGUCGCCUGACCUGCUGUGCCUACCUGGUCCAUCCCGUCAUCAUGUAUGUCUACACUUACAGCCAAAGAUACACAAUGUACUGCACUGACAUCAAUAUGGUCUUCCUCUUCUUGGGAUUUUGGAUGGCUGCGUACGGAGUAGCUUUCUUUGUUUCCAUGGCGUUUGAAGCACCAAUGAUAGGACUAGAAAGACUUCUUCUGAGAAGAAACUAAGAUUAAUUGUUAAGAUCUAGUUGUUAUCUUUUUCUAUUUAAAAAUGUUUAUUUCUUAAAAUCAGUUUUACAGAUUUACAGGUGACUUUGUAUAUUAUGAAUAAAUCAAUCAAGGUUUUUUUAACGAACUGAAGUGAUAACAUGACUGUACAAAAGCUGUACACAACAAACAUAUGGGAAAAUAUAUAUAUUUUCAGUUGGUAACAUUUAAAAUGACCAACUUUGUAGAUCUGAUAAAUAUGGCUAUGUUUGGCAUAUUACAUGUACAUGUAUAAUGUUCAUUUUCUUUGUUUAUUUUUCUUAUUUCAUUUUAAUACCUGUUAAGAAUUCUGCUUUGUACACUGAUAGAAUUUUUUAGUAUUAUAUAUAAACUUUUCUAUUUACAGUAAUAAUCCUGUUUUACAUUAAAAGGAAAAAAUACAUAUAUAUGCCAUUUCUAAAUAGGGCUGUUAUUAAGGAAUUAGUGUCUUGUUAGGAGGGAAUGCCAGGGCAUCAUCAAUAGU
Molecule: messenger RNA, 3122 nt
Organism: Saccostrea cuccullata (small rock oyster)
Lineage: Eukaryota; Metazoa; Mollusca; Bivalvia; Ostreida; Ostreidae
Product: nose resistant to fluoxetine protein 6-like
Exons: 19
Molecular function (GO): acyltransferase activity, transferring groups other than amino-acyl groups
Source: RefSeq, a predicted model, not a curated record